GUCUCGUGCGACGUUACAAACGGGUCUCGGAUUAAAUAAUCAUUCGCUGAAAGAAAGCUGCGAAGCUGCAAAUGCUCGCUCGAAGAGAUUCGUUUGUUCGGAAAUAUUUAUUUGUCAAAAUCUGGAAGAAUAACAUAUAUUUCAAGGCAAAAUACAUUCCAAUGUUUCCUCCUGUUAAAUUCACGCUCGCGGGACCUCGCGGAAUCGCGCGUGUCGUGCGCGGAAGGAGGUCGCAUAUGACUGACAGACGUGCCGCAGCUGCAGUGCGUCGUCUACUGCUGUCAUCUGCCUUACUCGCGACUGGUUAAUCGCGUGUAACGGAAAUAUCGCUUCAGUGAAAUGGGGAAAAGCCGGAUGGAACGGAAUCGUGAAGAAAUGAGAUUAACAUGAAGUGAAAAUACGGUUUCCGCUCCUACGUGCUUAAUGCGACGCGAUCUAAUGACAGGAACGACGGGAGGGACGCAUGUACUUGCGGACGCGACAUUGGUGGACAAUCAUCGCCGUCAUCGCACCUUCAUGGUGAACGGUAAUCCGGAUGGUAUCACGAUAUGCAAUCUAGUCGACGGUGAGACCUUGACUUACAGCUUGGCCCUGAUAAGAGGUCGAGCACCCGCGCUAUGCAGUUACAUUACUGUUCGGGGUCACAAAAACGUGACUUCCGAGUGGCCGAUCGUCGCGGGACAAUUCCGCGUCCUGGUGGACUUGGCACGUGGUCCGAACAAAUUAGAACUCGAGGCAGGCGGUCAUAAAAGAAGAUUGAUGCUUGUAUACGAGCCGAGAACCACAAGGCUACGGGUGACUCCGGUCUACGUCAUCUGUGCAGGUCACGAUGGUUACUUCCAGGGUCCACGCAAUGAAGAUCGAUCGCCUGAAAGCGCGGCAACGAGAAUAGGACUUGGUGCCAGGCUCCUUCAAUCCCUGACUGCCGAAAAGCUUCUGGAAGCCGGUUACGGCAGAAAGACCUUCCAGCUUGAAAGAGAUUUAGACGGUCCGGAAUGCCUAGUGAUGCACAGUAUGCUUCAUGUAGAUCAAGCACGAGCAAUGAAGCAACGGGAGCUUUGGGAAUUAAUCGCGCGCGAGUUAAUGACCGGGCCUUUGGCAUCCAAGGAUCGCAAAUAUCUGGCAUUUCUGUCAUGUACGAGAUACCGUGGCGCGCCUAGUCCUCGAACGCACAAGGAUACUUUAGCGAGAACGCAAGGUCAUGCGGCCCUCGGUGGAGGUGGUUUAGCGCUCUUCGGUUCGGCUUGUCUUCAUACCUGGCCUACCCGUAUGUCUCAGGUAUUACCGAGGUUUCUAGACGCCACUAUCAUUGAUACCGAGCAACUCAUGGAUGAUAGUAAUUAUCGUGGCACGCACGGGGGCUGCUUGGCAACGACAUUAGGUUCCGUUCUACACGAGCUUGGUCACACUUUCGAUCUUGGUCAUACUCGAGAAGGGAUAAUGGGUCGAGGAUUCGACUACGUCGACAGGGUUUUCGUGGGCGCGGCUGGAAUUGACUUUAAUCGUAAUCCUAUCAGAAGGGAUCCUCAACACACGACCGUCGCUCUUAGCAGACCUCUCAGCGUCACUGUAACUGUGCAAGCAUCUGUAUUAUCAAGUCCGCGAAGAGGUAGAUUGCUCUCUGAGACAUCUAGACCUACACCGUCGCCUACUUCGAGGCAGUUGUCUGGAAGACUUUCAGCACCGGCUAGUCCUGAGCUUAACAGAUCUCUCUCUAAAAGUUUGAUCGCCUCGGAACCACCAAUGCAACCUGAUCGAACAUUCUGGGGUCCGUCAUGCGCAGCCUUACUUUCGUAUCAUCGCUGGUUUAACAACGAAAUGGACAAUAUUUCCAAUAGACAUCAUCAUGAGAUAGAGUAUGAUGCAAAAAGAAACGUAGUGAGAUCACGAUAUGGAAUACGAGUGAUAGAACUUAGAGAAAGUUCGGGAGGGAUGGUUGUGGGUUCCCGCCAAUUUCCUGGCUUGCGACCACCUUUGGAGGCUUUAGUUCCACCACCUCCAUCCCACUGCCUCACCACCCUUACCCUAGUUGCCGAAGACUCUACCGGGAAUGUGCUCAAACAUCCUCUUCCUACUGCCUUUUAAAGGUCAGCAGAAACAAUGAUGCGUAAUUUUAUCUUCUAGUCUCUGACGAAGGUCAUUACAGUCCAUAAGCAAUAUUGGCUUAAUAUACAUACUGUAAAUUAUCUAAGAUAUUUUUGUUCCUCUUCAGUUCAUAUAAAAGUUUAUAUUAGGCAU
Molecule: messenger RNA, 2238 nt
Organism: Nylanderia fulva
Lineage: Eukaryota; Metazoa; Arthropoda; Insecta; Hymenoptera; Formicidae
Source: RefSeq, a predicted model, not a curated record